GAAGGAGAGUUUGCCGGUGCCUAUAAAAGAUCGUUCCAUGGUUCUGGCGGCAUUAGUUGGUGCGGAUUUCGGUUUUCGUCAUGUUCAAGUUGCUACUUUGCUGCCUUCUACUAACCAUCGACGGUGGAUGGGCCUUUAAUCAUGGCCAGGAUCUAGUGGACUUUCAAACUUACGAGGAAAAUUUCAACAAGACCUAUCCCUCAACGUCGGCUCGCAACUUCGCCAACUACUACUUCAUCUACAACCGCAACCAGGUGGCGCAGCACAAUGCCCAGGCCGAUAGGAAUCGCACCACCUUCCGCGAGGCAGUGAAUCAAUUCUCGGACAUCCGACUCAUCCAGUUCGCAGCCCUGCUUCCCAAGGCCGUGAGUACGGUGCCCUCGGCGCCCACUGAUCCACCGACCAGUCAAGCGGCAGCCACCAGCUUUGACAUCAUCACGGAUUUCGGACUCACUGUGGCGGUGGAGGAUCAGGGCGUCAACUGCAGCAGUAGUUGGGCCUAUGCCACCGCCAAGGCCGUGGAGAUCAUGAAUGCCGUGCAGUCGGCCAAUCCGGCGCCCUCGUCCUUGUCCGCCCAGCAGCUGCUGGAUUGUGCGGGCAUGGGCACUGGAUGCAGCACACAGACGCCUCUGGCUGCCCUCAACUAUCUAACCCAGCUGACGGAUGCGUAUCUGUAUCCGGAGGUGGACUACCCGAAUAACAAUAGCCUGAAAACGCCAGGUAUGUGCCAGCCCCCAUCCUCCGUGUCAGUGGGCGUGAAGUUGGCCGGCUAUUCCACGGUGGCCGACAACGAUGAUGCCGCCGUAAUGCGUUACGUAUCGAACGGAUUCCCCGUCAUAGUGGAGUACAAUCCGGCUACCUUUGGAUUCAUGCAGUACUCCAGUGGUGUCUAUGUCCAGGAGACGCGUGCUCUGAGCAACCCAAAGAGCUCGCAGUUCCUGGUGGUCGUGGGCUACGAUCACGACGUGGACUCCAAUCUGGACUACUGGCGCUGCCUGAACUCCUUCGGCGACACGUGGGGUGAGGAGGGCUACAUCAGGAUCGUGCGCAGGUCCAAUCAGCCCAUUGCCAAGAAUGCCGUAUUUCCCAGUGCGCUUGCCUAAAAAGGAUUCCGAUCUAACCUUAUUUCAAGUUAAUAAACUUAAGUUUUAUGUGAAAACUCUGAUGUGAAGAUUUUGUUUCGGAUUCAGCAGAAGAUGCUGUAAGUUCUUAAAAAACUUUAAAGUAGUAAGUAAUACGAUAAUUUGUAGUUUUUAAGACACAUUAUAGAACUAUCUUUUCAUUAACUACCUAAACCUUAAGGAAAUUAAGUAACAGAUUUAGGAAUAUCUAUAAUAACACUAUGAUGAUACCUCAAGAUUUUGACUAUCUAUAUCUAUGAUAGUUCAUAGCUUUUAAGGAACGAACAUAGAACCAUCCAAGAAACAGAUUUGGGUAUAUAUCAAAUAAAGCUAUGAUGAUUCAUCGAGAUCUUGAGUAUAUAUAGAGUAAUCUAGAAAGAAAUCCCCCAUCUUCUACCAAAAAGUAUCGUUUGCUUUUUUUUGUUGUGAAAGCUUACAGCUUUUUGUCUCCAUUUAUUGAAUUUACCAUUUUAUUUAGUUUAUUUAUUGAUUUUUCAUCUACAAGCGGAGCUUUACAGACUUAAAUGCUAAAAAUUAACAAGUUCACUUUAUUUUCUUUUCUUUUCUUGUUUUUCGCAUCUUUGAUCUGCUUAUGGAUUUUAUACUAUUAUCUUUGCAGUGUUUUUCAUUUUCUGUUAUGUUUUCUCUUGCAUAAUAAAUAAGUUUCCCAUUUUGUUGCUAUCCGUGUUGCUGUGAUAUAAAAACGAAAGGAAAUUAUAUAGAUAUAUAUAAUAUUUAGGUAUUAUAUUUAUGGUUAUAGAAUAUUCGACUCAGCCAGCGCAGACAAAAGCUUUUUUUUUGGUGUGUGUUCUUUCUGUAGAUUUCUUACUCUUAGUUCUCAUUAAAUUUUUUAAGUUUCAGUAACUUGUUUGGAAACGUUUUAUUAUAAAUACUUCUCGUUAUUAUAUUUCAAUUGCGUUAAAUAAUUUGAAAUAUAUGUAUGUACGUUGUGUUUGCAUUUUGUUUUGUUUUAGUUUAGGUUUUAGUUUUUAGUUUUUACUUUUGGUUUAGAAUGUCUUCCCGUCUUCUUGUGAAGCAAAGCUCAAUGAUAUGAUUCACGCUGAAAGGUGAUUUAACGACUUUUAUUAUUUCAAUAAUUUUGCAGUUUAUAAAGAUUGCGUGAUCUUGUGUUUUUAGGUUUUUCUUUUUUUUUUUUGGUUUUUGUUCUGGAUGUGCUUGAGUUGCAAUAUUUAGGGUACUUCCUUGGAAAAUCGUUGCGGAUGAAGAACAAAAUCGAAAUUAU
This is a messenger RNA of Drosophila simulans, 2364 nucleotides long. Its product is annotated as zingipain-1. NCBI's taxonomy places the organism in Eukaryota, Metazoa, Arthropoda, Insecta, Diptera, Drosophilidae. The coding region runs from base 81 to 1103 and encodes 340 amino acids. The record is from RefSeq and is a predicted model, not a curated record. Gene Ontology annotation, cellular component: lysosome. The transcript has 2 exons. Gene Ontology annotation, molecular function: cysteine-type endopeptidase activity.